Molecule: messenger RNA, 637 nt
Organism: Cornus florida
Lineage: Eukaryota; Viridiplantae; Streptophyta; Magnoliopsida; Cornales; Cornaceae
Product: large ribosomal subunit protein cL38
Exons: 1
Coding region: 92-442 (116 amino acids)
Biological process (GO): translation
Cellular component (GO): ribosome; chloroplast
Molecular function (GO): rRNA binding; structural constituent of ribosome
Source: RefSeq, a predicted model, not a curated record
AUUGAAAGGUCAAAAAGCAACUCAUUCUAUCAUCACUCUCACUCUUGCGAAAGAAGAGGAAGAGCCAGCAAUCAAUCUUUGUAUUGAGAAAAUGUCAGUUUCAGCGAUUCUCGGUUGCAGAGUGGCGGUGGUGCCCAACACUUGUUCCUUCUCAUCCUCCGUCGCCGGCAGUGGUGCAAUCAAGUUAAGUCCAAUCGUAGGCGCUAAUGGCGGCGGCGGCGGCGGCGGUGGGUUAGUGAUAGAGUGUUCGUCGCGGCCGAAGAAGAAGGCAACGGCACACCACAGGAAGACAAGGCCGAAGAAGACUCAGCUUUGGGACAUCAAACGUGGGCCCACUGUCUACCCUCCUCUCCCACCCCUCCCUCCUGACUGGACUUUCCUCGUCAGCGAUGACGCUGUUGCUGUUGCCGAUCCUCCUCCUCAGCCACUCGUAACCCAGUAAUCUUCUUCGUUAAUUCGUACUCUAUGUUAUAAUUGAGUCGACUCUGUUUUUAUUUAUUUUUUAUUUUUUUAUUUUUAUGACAUUUGAUCCUUUAUGUUGCCUCUUUUCAUGUAUGCCAGUGUGUUUGUCUGUGUUGUUUUGGUUUUUGAUGAAUCAAAUUGUGAAAUGUAAUUGAGUAGAAUCUUUCAUAGCUCA